AUGUCUUCGUCAGAUGCAUCAGACCUAGUCGAUAGCGACGACGCCGAGGUCUCGCCACCGCCGACGAAGUCAUCCCGAAGCCGAUUCCUGGAGCGUUCUGCGGGUGCUUCGUCUGGGUCGAGGAAAAAACCAAGCCGCAAAGGCAACAACGAUACACGACCCAAGAAAAGAUCGCGCCUUGAGCGCUGUGGUGGUUCAACCUCGGGUGUCGAGAGUCGGGGAGGGAAAGGGAAAGGCAAGGCCGCGAGGCGCUCGAAGGCAGCGUCCGCAGCAUCAUGCGCCCCUGCUAGAAGCAGGCGAGGCAUUCGAAAAGAUAAGUUUCAAGAGGAGGGACGCUCUUCUUCUAGCUGGCACGGAAGCGGCAGCGACGGUAGCGGUGGUAGCAGCGACGAAGGCGGCGGCGGAGGUCGGCAGGGGCAAUGGGUGGAUGGACGGAAAGACGCCAGGAAAACUCCUCGUGUCGCAGGAAGUGGGAGGAGCGCAACCGCCAAAUCGGGAGGGCGACUCGACAGCACGAGAUCAGGUGCGAGAAUGGAGGCCAGCACGCACAGGCAACGCCCACUCAAUAGCAAAGCUCCCCCGCCCCGAAGAAAGUCAGCAGUCGGGAAAGACCCGAAGUGUUCUGAUUCGGACAGCUUGUACGCUGGCUGCUAUGAUGCUGAGGACAGCGAGGAGGAAGGCCAGGAGCUCGAGCUCGAGGAAGACAUGCCCGCCGCGGGAACAAGGGGACUGGCGACGCGGACAGGAGGCAACGCCGCCCGGCGGCGGGCGCGAUCAGCAUCACGAACCACCAGUGACACUGCUGACGGCACAACGACUCGGAGCGGCGCGCGAAAGCGUCCGAUACGCAGGUCGACUGCAGCAGGGUUACCUCAGCCCUUGGAGUCCGCCGGCGAUGAUGACGAUGAUGACCAGAGCCUGCUAAGCGGGGCCACAGUGAAGCCGUCGAGAAAACACGCUGGAUCAGUGAGCGGCGAUAGCCAAGUCGGCGGUGGUGGUGGCGCGACCUCGACUGUUACCCCGUUCGCACUCUCGGACGACGACGACGACUGCCUGAGAAACACGGACAGUGACGAUGAUGGACCGGCGGGGGGAAGCGGUGGCGGUGGUGGCGGCGACGACGUUAGCAGCAACAGCAGCGACGAGCCCGUGCUGUGCCGGUGCGGCGCGCGGGAUUGGCUGGACGGUUCUCGGUGGAUCCUCUGCGACGUCCCGAGGUGCAGGACGUGGGAACACCUGGCUUGCGCGUACCCAGAAGAAGCGCCAGAAGAUAGCCGCGGCGAGGAAAGGCGUGAGGCAAAGGCCCACGUUUGCGGCGGUUGCCAAGCGAAGGGGUCAUCCACCGCAGCGGCGGGAGCGACUAGAGGGGGACGACGCUCCCUGACACGCUGGGGCGAUGAUGGACCUACGGCGCCGUCACCCGCGCACUCGUCGACCUCGCUAUCGCCCUCUGUUGGCGAAAACACUCCCUCGGGUAGCCAGCGAUCGGGCGGCGCCGGGAGUCCGCGUGUGAGGCGUUCUCAGCGGGUGUCCAGGCUGGAAGGAAUGAGGGUGCGGCUGCGGAAAAACGUCGUCGGGGACGAAGAAUCUUCUUCUAGUUCCAACGAUGACCCGAGCUCGUCACGUGUCGGCGUGGCGAGGAGCGGCGAUGUCGGCGGGGACGGUAUCGACCACACCGAAGAAGACGGCGAAUCGGAAAGCGACGGGUUCUGGGCGCCCGAGGGCCAGGUGGAAAUCUCGCAAGAGUACCGUUGCCGGUGUGGGGCUACACGUGGGGACGACGCCCGUGGUGGUGCAGGCGACGGGGGCUGGGUGCAGUGCCAUUCCGAUGCGUGUGGGUUGUGGGAACACCCCGCGUGUUGCGACCACGGGUGCUCGGCUCCGUCGCGAAACGCAACGACCAGGAGGCACUUCUGCCUGGACUGCGACCCAAAGGGUAAGAAACACGCCAGGUGGGAGGACAAGAUGCGGAAGAAGCUGAAACCACAGGUCGCCGCCCGGGAGGCGGCGGCGCCAGGACGAGCAGCAACAGCGACAGCAACUGCUUCACGCGUGGCUACAGUGACCGGAACGGAGAAAACGGAGGCGGAAGAGCGAUUCAGGGCCAUGGUUCGGGGACUCUGGAUGGCGGUUGUUUCCGGGAACGCCCCCCUGGUUGAGGAGGCGUUCCGCGAAGCGGAAAGGUCGGAUGUUCCUGUGAGACGGUUGGUAUCCGCGGGCCCGCCCGAGGCAUGUCCGGAUGUUGUGUCUUUGCCAGCUGGUGGUCAUGCCCGCGACGGCGGGGCAGGAGAAGGGACUGCCAAGGACGACGACAAGGUCAUCGAGAUCGAAGCCCCGUCGGCGAGCUCCCCUCUCCCGGGUGGUUUGAGCCUCCUCAUGGUCGCCGCGGGCUACUGGAAGGUCAUCGCUGAUGAGGCGGCGGCUCCGCUCGACACAACUGCUGGUGCUGCUAGUGCCGCUGCUGCCACAGUUCUCCCCGACACCAGUUGCAGCGCUAAGGUUAGCAAUACCGUGCCGUGUGCGGAGGACAGGCCUGAAAAGGCAGCUGGGGCGACAGAUCUUGGGAUUAGUACAGACGCGUUGCCUGGUACCCCAAGGCUUCCGUUGCCUGUCGAUGGGGUCGCCGGAACUGUCGGCUCUGGAGAACACGAAUUGGUCGCAACAGCAAGCAAGGCUCCGGUUUGCAAGACGGCAACACGCCAAGUGGACGAAACGACUAUCGCACGUCCAGGUCCAGUCGCUAUGACAGACACCCGCCCUGUGCGGACCCAAACUCCUACCGCGGGAAGCACAAAUACAGCAGCGGCGGCGGCGGCGGCGGUAGCUACUUGCACUGCUGCUGCCAGCGGGGCGGACUUUCCCCAGCUUGCCAGCGACACGAGACUGGCGGUGCUCCGCUUGGUUCUGGAGCACAGCCGCGAACGAGCGGUUCUCGCCGUCGAUGACGAAGGCAGAACCGCGUUGCACCACGCGGCGGCGGUCGGUGGGACCGGCGAGGUGUCCCUUCUGCUGGAAGGAGAGCUAGGCAGGGGAGCGGCCCUCGUGAUGUCCCACGAGCAGCUCACGCCCCUUCACGUCGCCGCGGUCGCCGGCCACCCCGAGACCUGCGUCUCUAUCCUCCGAGCCCUUGCCCCCGGGCCCAGGGCAGCCGUGCUGGAGGCGAGCGACGCGGGGACUUCGGACGGAACCGCCUUGAACCUGGCUUGCCUCGAAGGGCGCUCUGCCUGCGUGCGGGUCAUUCUGGACGAGGACAGUAGAGUCGAGAGGGAGUUAGCCGACGAGAUGACGAGUCACGUGAUCAACGGCGUGCCGGCCGAGACCCCCCGCACCCACGUCCCGGUGGUGCUGGCGAGAACGGCGGAAGGCGCGACCGCGCUGAUGGCUGCCGCCGGCUGCCCGUCUCCCUCUUGCGUGGAGCUAAUCAUUGGAAACCUCAGACGGCGCGCCAUCCCGCAUCCGGGAUCGCAGCUGUCGGAGCUGAGGGCGGUGGACCAGUUGGGCAUGAACGCGUUGCAUUAUGCUGCCGGCCGAGAUGCAGACGGCUCCGUUUCGGCUGCGAAGGCGGUUCUUGCCGCGGAGAGGUUGCUGGCGUGCGAUUACUCGGCGGGAUGGGGGGAGGAGGCGAAUAUCAACGGCGGAGACGCUAACAACCACGCUUCUCCCUUGCACCUCGCCGCGGCCAUCUCUCACAAGGAAAUGGUAACUCUGCUGCUGACCGAAGGGGCGAACUCGGUACUAGAGGAUCGGCAAGGGUGGACGCCCGUCAUGUAUGCCGACUUCGGGGGAAGAAAGGAGGGCGCCGUGCUGGAGCUGCUUCAGCACGAGCCCGAGAAGCAGCUGGAGGCGCUGGGCAGGGUCCUCUCUUCCCGCGGCGGCGUCGGCAUCGACCAACGCCACCAUUCGAGAAUCGUGGAGGUCGUGCAGAACCUGGUGACCGUCCCCUCUUUCUUCUCCCUGGUCAACAGGUUCAUCCGGGAGAAGCCGGACCUCCUGCUCGGCUCCCUCAGCUUCCUCAAGGACGUGCCGGGACUGCUGGACUUCGAGAACAAGAGGGUCCUCAUGCGGAUGCUCAUCGACAACCACGAUGAGGACACUCGCCACGAUCAUAACUUCCUCGCCUUCCCUCCCAUGGGCGGCUUCAGCUACGAGUUCGAUGGCCGGAUCUGCAUCCGCCGUGGCGCUGGGCAGGCUUUGGGCGCUCUGCUAACCUGGAUGGAGAGCGCGGUCCGUCGGUGGCGAGAGGAAGGGCUUGCCGCCUGGCUCAGGGUCCACCAGCCGGCUUUCACCUUCGACAAAGAGGCCGGGUACGGUCAGGGAGUGGAGCGCGAGGCGUGGGAGAUGAUCGCCGGAGACCUCGUCCUCCCUUUCCCGCCGCCGCCGUAUCAGCAACAUCAGCAGCAGGAGCAGCAGCAGCAGCAGCAGCAGCAGUUAACAGCAGUAGCGCAGGCGGUAUCGGGGGCCGGGGCGGCCGCCAAGAACGGGGUCGAUGGAGCCACGAAGAACGAGGCGUUCUUCGUACCCGUGGACGAGGGCAUGUCGUCCUACUGUCCGCGGGAUUUGCGGUGCGGGGAGGGGGGGAGUGGAGAGGCGGCGUUGCACGGUCGGCGGGAGGGAGAUAAAGACUUGGAAGCGUUCGAGCUACUGGGCAUCUUGAUCGGGGCGAAUCUGGCCUGGAACAAGGUUCUGAACCUGAACCUGAACCCGGUAGUGUGGAAGGUCAUGUUGUCGCGGAAGGUGCGCCAGUCCGACCUCGAGCUGGUGGACCCUAUGUAUUACAAGAGCCUCAUGCAGAUACUGGAGACGGAGGGCGUCGAUCAGUUUUGCCUGCAGUUCGGAGACCUCGCGCUCAACUUCUGCGCCGACACGGAGGGUAUAGACCCCGACGAUGCCGUCACCGACGAAAACAAGGCGCUCUACGCCAAGCUUGCACUGGAGAGCAAGACGGCCGGCCGCUGGCGGAAGCAGGCCAAGGCCCUCGCCCACGGCAUGCGGAGGUUGGUGCCCCUGGGCCUGCUCAAGAUGUUCACGGAGAACGAGCUUGGCCUGCUCUUAGCGGGGCCUGGAGACAUCGACCCUGGCGACUGGGAGAGAAACGCAAACUUCACGGGAGAGCCGUCGGCGAUGUUGCGGAGGUGGUUCUGGAACGUGGUGCGCUCUCUGACCAAGGAAGAGCGGUCGCUGCUGCUUCAGUUCGCCACGGGGUGUUCCAGGCUGCCGGCGGGAGGGUUCAGGGGUCUGGCCCCCCGUACGUUUACGGUGGCGAUGAUCGACUACGAUCCUGAGAGGCCGCUGCCAAUGGCAGCGACGUGCUUCUACAUGCUCAAGCUGCCGCGAUACCCGGACCUUUACUCUCUCAGGAAAAACCUCCUGGUGGCCAUACGCCACGGGGCUGCUGGCUUUGAGUUUUUGUAGUCGCAAAUGCCGUGUUCCGCGAGCUUCCUGCCCUGAGACAACGAAUACUAAGAGCCGUUCAUAGUCAGCAGCUCCCACAGCACCGCAGAUACUCUUGUUUGCCUGAUGUUGCCCUUAACGGUUGGACCACCCCCCAGUGCAUGCGGGUUUGCGAUAGUGGGAGUGGACGGGGUGAGUCGGGGGUAACACUGCGUUCUCCAGAUCGAUCACUCAAAAUCUGUAGUUGAAUCUACGGUCGGGUUUUUAUCAGGCUUUUUUUUUUGAAAUGAACGUGACGAAACUCGACAUGCGCGGGCGGUGUUACCGGAAUGAUUCCCAUAUCGUACGCCUGCAUGGUAUCAUUUACGCACGUGCGUUGUCGCCGACAACCAAGCGUGUCCGGUGCCGCCUUGUUCCUCUAAGCGCGUGUCGGUUGUGUGGGUAACGUGCAGAUCUGGAGGAUGUUUUGGGUUGUAGAUUACGAGUGACUGAGCGCCCGGCCUGAAGCGCGCAGUACGGUCAGGGUCCCCCCAAUAGUGCGAGGUAGCGAGGCGUAAGCGCGCUAGUGAGGGUCAUUGGCUUUGUUGGAUCCAGUUAUCCCCAUGCAAGUAUUUGUGCGGGAUGACUGUAAGUAUCUAUCGGGGCAGCCCCAGUGCGUCAACGCGUCGACGAAGCGCUUUUCGAAAUACGGGCUGGGCGCGUACGACCUCAUGUGUGCCCCCCCUGGAUGCCAAACGAGCACAUUUGUUGGCUCGCUGCCCUUCCUCACUUUUGGAUUGUUUCACUGCUUGAAGCGAAGGGGAGGAAUACGUUAAUACGUAAAAUAGGGGGGCGCGCGAACGGGAGGAAUGCGUGUUGGGGCGCACCGGUGGAGAGGGUUCGUUGUUCUUAGAGGGUCCGUUGUUCUUAUUCUUGUCUAGGCUUUCUACAUACAUACAUACCUGGUACGGUGUAAUUUUGGGUGUGUUUUUAUCAUUUGGCAUCGACCGCGCUAACCGGCCGACCAAUGAAAAGCCGUCAGUCUCAGUGGGGCUGAAAACACAAAACUGCUGUGUUUGGGGAAAGUACACAGGGCGUUCAAAUGUUUCCAAUUACAUUAUUUAUGGUGACCACGUGUCGUUGUGGUGUUGCUGUUCUUUGCAGCUCUUCUAACCUCUAAACAAUCCGCCUGCCUCCGCGGUGUUUAAGGCGAACAGGUGGAAUUCCGUUGCCCGUACUUGGGCGUUUUGACACUGUACAAAACGGCCCUGAACGAGGGUGUGUCCACAUGAAUGUGCUGUUGGGUGUUAUUUUGUUGUCAUAUCUUCAUGUAUGUACUCAAAUUAUCUUGGCUGAAACAAGCUU
Messenger RNA from Ectocarpus sp. CCAP 1310/34, 6735 nucleotides. Lineage: Eukaryota; Phaeophyceae; Ectocarpales; Ectocarpaceae. The record is from the annotation of a GenBank genome assembly.